UAGACAGUAUAAAAGGACACAUCUGAAAACCGAUAUGGAAGAAUCAUCUUCUUCUAUCUUCAUGGACGAAUCAUCAUCACCGGAAAACAAAUCACCACCGUCGCCGGAGGUAUUUGAGAUCGGACUAACGGAGAAAGUGAAACCACUAGCCGGCGAUUCAGCGGCAGAAUGGAUAAAUUACGCCGUUCAACAAGCUGCGAUCGCUCAAAAAGUUGCAGUGGAAACCCUAGAAUCCUCCAUUUACACUACUAAAUCCCGCAUAAAUCAAAUUAAAUCAACUUCUUCAGCUCAUUUUCAAAUGACACUUGACUCCGUGCAAGAUCUCAAGUCUGAAUAUAAAAUGUACGAGGAUUUGGUGUUUGAAAAGAUCAAAGAGGGUGUCUAUUUUAGUGCUUCACAUCCUUUUGCUACAACUGGACUGGUUAUUGGUUCAGGAAUUCUGGCUCUAAAAGGGACAAGGCGUUCUAUAUACUACAGCGCAUUGCGCCUUUUUAGCAAUGAUGAGGCCAUGCUUGCUAAAGCUAACACUAAGGUACAAGCGUUACGAGACUCGGUGCGAGCUUUAACAGAAGAAAGCAAGAAGUUGGAGAAGUUCUCGCUAGACGCAGAAGUUGAGCUAAAGCGGGGGCGGACAAAACUCAGCCAAGCAGGAAAGCAAAUCCAAGGUGUCAUCAGCACAGCUUAUAAGAUUGAAAGACAGGCAGGAGGCUUGAAAGACAUACUAAAGGAACUUCCUAAAAGAGAUGCUUCAGGAUUCCGGUCUCAAGUGUCCGAACUGGCAUCACAAGCUAAACGGGAAAGAAAAGUCCUUAAUAAAGAGGUUAAAAAGAUAUCUAAUUAUGGUAUCUCAGUCUGAGCACACAACCAUUGUAAGGUGAAUCAUGUCAAAAGUUGAAAUUCUCUUUCUAGCUUAAGAAGUCCCCUAGGCAUGCUUUUCCUUUUACUGGGCUUCUGUUUAAUGUUGUAGCCUAUACUCAUAAUAUGAUUUAAUGCAUCAUAGUGAUGGUCAUGCUCAAUUUUGGCAUCUUGGAAUAAUGUUAUAGUCUGAAGGAGGAACAAAUUUGGUUGCUGUUGAGGUUACUUCGAGGUUUCAUGAGUAAUGGUAUUGAUUUUGUGGUAAA
Messenger RNA from Erigeron canadensis, 1121 nucleotides. Its product is annotated as RGS1-HXK1-interacting protein 1. The record is from RefSeq and is a predicted model, not a curated record. Lineage: Eukaryota; Viridiplantae; Streptophyta; Magnoliopsida; Asterales; Asteraceae. The transcript is spliced from 9 exons. Bases 35 to 856 code for a protein of 273 amino acids.